GUCACCGUCCCGGGUGGCAGACAGCAAGUGGCACUGGUCUCCUCCCAGUCUUACUGCAAAAUGUGGGGCACGCCGGGCAGCGCGGCGCGGAGCAUCCGUCCCUACCAGUCCAGCCAGCAGUACCUCUACGCCAUGAAGGAGGACUUGGCUGAGUGGCUGAAGGAGCUGUAUGACCUAGACAUCGAGGUGGGCACCUUCUUGGAGGUGCUGGAGACAGGGGCUGUGCUCUGCUCCCACGCCAACAACAUCACCCACGUGGCCCAGGAGUUCUCCCGUGCCUGCCCUGGCAGAGCCUGUCACCUCCACCUGCCCAAGGCCGGCGUCACCUGCAACCUCGCGGCACAGCCAGGCACCUUCCAGGCCAGGGACAACGUCUCCAACUUCAUCCAGUGGUGCAGGAAGGAGAUGGAUAUCAAAGAUGUCCUGAUGUUUGAGACAGAGGACCUGGUGCUGAGGAAGAACGAGAAGAACUUUGUGCUGUGCCUGCUGGAGCUGGCGCGCCGCGCUGCCCGCUUCGGCAUGUGUGCCCCGACCCUCGUGCAGAUGGAGGAGGAGAUUGAGGAGGAGCUACGGGAGGAGAUGGACCUGCCAACCACGGACACCCCCCUGCCCCGGCCCCCCAGGAAACCACAGGACCUCCACAACCUCGACCAGAUGGUCCAGCAGCUGGUGAGCCGCUGUACCUGCCCUGUCCAGUUCCCCAUGAUCAAGAUAUCCGAAGGGAAAUACCGCGUGGGUGACUCUGACACCCUCAUCUUUGUCCGGAUCCUGCGGGAGCACGUCAUGGUGCGGGUCGGGGGCGGCUGGGACACGCUGGAGCACUAUCUGGACAAGCACGACCCGUGUCGCUGCACCUCGCUCGCUCACAAACAAGCCUGGAAAAGCAGGACCCCCCAGCAGCAAGUGCAGCACGAGCUCUGGCUGUGCCCGGCCUCCCGGGGGGCUGCCCGUGGCCAGACCCAGCCCGCCCUGCUGGUCAGCCGCUCGCAGAGCCCCUUGCCCCCCGUCCCCUGGGGGUCCCGUGUCCCCUCUGGUCCCCAGCCGCCUGCCACCCCCUCUCCGGAGGGCUCAGGUGACCCGCGGGGUGCCAGCCCCCGCCAGGAGCCGGCGCAGCCCCCGAGGGUCCUUUCGGGCAGGUGAGUGGUGCAGAGGGCACCCUGGCCCCUCUCUGUUCUCUCUCCUUGCAGGAUGUGGCAGCUACCACUCUCCAGGUCACCCGCCCGGCCCAGCUCCCCUGGCCAAAGGGUGCCAAGCCGGGCACCCACCCCUUCCCGGCUGCCCCCCAGCACACAGGACAGUGUGGGGGUCCCCAAGAUGCCGCGUGGGCCCACCCCGGGGAAAAACCCCACGACACCAGCACGGGGCAGGUCCAUGGCACCCAGCAACCGGCUGGCACCAGUACCUCCAAAAAGCACCCAGCAAGGAAGCAAAUCAUCUGUGGGAGCUGCCAGGCUGCAGGCAGGGGGGGUCCCCACCAUGGUGACACCCCGUGCCCCCAGCCCCAUCAAGGUCUGUGCCCCCUCCCCACAGCAGGAUGUGCAGGGAGAGUCACAGAGCCAGAAAAACCCACGGGAGGGGAGACGAGGAGCCCUUGGCCAGGGCCAACCACCCCCACCCCAAAAUCCCUCCAGCCGGCCUCUGAAACAGAACAGCAGCCUUAAACCACCCCCUAAAGCCAGCCCGGCCGUCUGCCGGCCCCCCACCCCUCUGGGCCAGUUUGCAGAGGGGUGCAAGCUCUGUGCUGCUGGGGGAGGUCCCCAGGGGACCCAGCAGUGCCACUCACCCCCCAGCACUGAAGGACUCAGCAUGCCAGUCAACGAACUGGCGGGAGCCUGUGGCCCUGGUGGGGGGAGCGAGGGUCUCCAGGGGUGCUGGGGGCACACGCAGCCCCCCGGCUAUGACAGGGUGGUGGAGGAGCUCUCCCAUGGGCGAAAGCCCCUGCACCCUGUAGAUCUGGGGAGCUGGGUCCCCAAAACCCCCCAGCCACCUGCCCCACAGCCCACCACCCUCCCAGCUGGUGAGGAGGGGGCUGUGCCAGGAGCAGGGGGCCAGAGCCCGGCGGGGGGCAGGACCAGCAGCGUCCCCAAGCCCCGGCGGUGCCUGAAGAAGCCCGAGCGUGUGCCCUCCAUCUACAAGCUGAAGCUGCGGCCCAAAGUGCGUCCCCGGCGGGACCACAGGCCAGGCAAGAGACCCUCGCGCAUCCCCACCCCCCUGGGGCAGCGCCCGGCUGCCCCCCGCCGCCAGCACCGCCCCCCGGGGCCCCCCCGCCACCCCCUGCCCGGGGACCCCCACCCUGCGGCCAAGCCCCCCCCGGCACACAGCGGGGCAGGGCUGACUGAGGAUGAGGAGGCGUGGGUCUGA
This is a messenger RNA of Apus apus (common swift), 2361 nucleotides long. RefSeq names its product growth arrest specific 2 like 2 (gene GAS2L2). Gene Ontology annotation, biological process: microtubule bundle formation; regulation of microtubule polymerization or depolymerization; actin crosslink formation. Gene Ontology annotation, cellular component: actin filament; stress fiber; microtubule plus-end. The transcript is spliced from 7 exons. The record is from RefSeq and is a predicted model, not a curated record. Gene Ontology annotation, molecular function: microtubule binding; cytoskeletal adaptor activity; actin filament binding. NCBI's taxonomy places the organism in Eukaryota, Metazoa, Chordata, Aves, Apodiformes, Apodidae.